AUGCUCCAAACAAUUUAUGUCCAGUAGCCCAUUUCGCGCCUUUCUUGUUCAAGAACCCCGAUUAGGACAAAAUCAAAUUGAAAAUUGAAAGUUGCGCAACACGAGAAGGAUGGGUUUGAUUUGUCCAUGAAAGAAAGAAAGACGACACAAACAGAAGUUACUGCGGCGCGCCUCUCUUCUUCUCUUUCUCUCUCUCCCUCUGUUCGCAUCUUCAUCAUCAAGGAUUCGCUAUCACUUUUUUUCAGAUCCUCUCAUUUUCCGUUAUCUUUUCGGUUCUAGAAACAAGGAACUGAUAGUGUUGCGCAGUAACAAUUCGCUGUACAUUUCUCCAACUUUUUUUUUGGUGCGCUGUUCUCAAAUUGAUAAGACGAGUGUGACCAAACUUCGACGGCGCGCGCCAAAAACUGCUAUAAAAGCGGUUGCCAUGAGACGGUUUUCUUGUCGACCGAUCGGUUUACUCUUAACGAGGUUAGUUGCGUGUUUCUAGAAACCGUACAAACGUUAUUGAUUUUCAGAUGUCGUACGCCGUCGCAGUGACUAGUGCUGCAUCGAUUGUUGCCACUGGCAUGCUUCUCAUCUCCGUCGGAAACAUCAUUUCCGAUCUGAACAAUCUCCAACUUGAGAUCACCGAUGGAAUGAAUGAUUUCAAGGUUUCUUAAUCAUUUUUCAGACUAAAUAAAACUCGAAAGUUUCAGAUGAAGUCCGAUGAGACCUGGUCUCGCAUUCUCUCUCUUCACGUGAACCCAACUGGCGAGACCGCUGCCCCACCAAACUUCAAGACCCUCUUCGGACGUCAUAAGCGUGACAACAGCCAAUGCCACUGCGGACUUCAAUCCCAGGGAUGCCCAGACGGACCACAAGGAGCACGCGGACCACCAGGAGCUCCAGGACUCAACGGAUCCCCAGGAGUUGACGGAAAGCCAGGAUUGAACGGAAAGUCAUUGAACUACGUUCAUGCCGCCGAUGGAGAUUGCAUUCCAUGCCCAGCUGGAGAGGCCGGACCAGCAGGACCAGACGGAGAGCCAGGAGUCAGGGGACCAAACGGGCCACCAGGACCAAAUGGAGGACCAGGACAGCCAGGAACUCCAGGACCACCAGGACCAGCCGGACCAGCCGGAAAGCCAGGACCAGUGGGACCAGCUGGAGCACGCGGAGAAGCCGGACCACGCGGAGUUCGCUACUCUGCCGGAGUUCCAGGAAAGCCGGGAGAUGUCGGACCAUGCGGACCAGAGGGACCAAAGGGAGCUCCAGGAGUGCCAGGAAAGAACGGAGCACCAGGAGAUCGAGGAUUCGGAGGACAGCCAGGAGUGCCAGGAGCUCAAGGAGAAGACGGAACUCCAGGACAGCCAGGAGCCGACGGAGCUCCAGGAGACGAUGCCGGAUACUGCGCCUGCCCGGGAAGAACCGUUUUCGAAGCCUAA
This is a messenger RNA of Caenorhabditis sp. 36 PRJEB53466, 1421 nucleotides long. The record is from the annotation of a GenBank genome assembly. NCBI's taxonomy places the organism in Eukaryota, Metazoa, Nematoda, Chromadorea, Rhabditida, Rhabditidae.